CUGGGUAGCAACUCAGCCCGGGGCAGGGAGGGGAGGAGUGAGAGCGGGCGGGUGUGAGAGAGAAGCCGUAGCUCAUAUAGAUGGAGAGCUGCUAUAUACUGGACGUUGCCUCUUCUCUGGUCAGGGAGUUCCUCAGUAGGAAGGGUUUAAAAAAGACCAGCUUGAUACUAGAAGAGGAACUUCCUCGCGCUCCCCAGAGCAUCACUACCAGAAACGAACUUCGGGCAGUGUUACAUCUGGACAGUCUGUAUAAAGAGAACAAGUCAAGAGAGAAACCAUUGAAAACUCUUCUGGAAAUUAUGACUAAGUACUUUUUGGAGCAUUCAGGGAAAACCAAAACCCUAAACAUGAUAGGAGAGCAGAACUCGGCACCCUCAAAAGGUGCAACAAGAAAUCUACAGCAGAAACAUGCCGGUAACUUGAUGAUGACCGUGUGCGAUAUUUCUGACGAUGAAACCGGAGAAAGCAGCGCUGUCUCUGAAACCAGUAAAACUGAGCUGAUCAGAAGUAACCUGCAAUUUAAUAAGCCAAAUUAUUCAAAAGGCCCAGAUCACAAUCGAAAGCAAACAGAAUUCAGUGUGAAAAGCACAAGGAUGGCCCGUGAAGGAGAGUUAAUGUCCCCCAAGGAAAACAUUAGGGGAGUUUCGGAGACCUUGGAAAUGGCGUUGGGAGCAAGAAACUCCACAAGUGAAACACAGAGGCCUAAAUCAAGCCGGAUGGUCAGGGGAAUGAUGUCUGGCCCAACUGCCAACUCCCAAGAGGAUUCCUUGAAAAAACGAGUACCACGGCAACCUGCUGUGACUAACACUCCAAAUCCCGUCAGAGGGGAUGCGCAAGUCAGUGAUAUUACAAGGAAUAUGGAGGAGCCCUACACCAUUUCUCCUGCAAACACUGCCCUAAAAGUUGGCAAGGAAUUUGCUGCUAAAAUGUUAUCCACCUCUGAAAACCUAAGAAAUGUCUCUCUCCGUUCUACAAGCCCAAUUUCCAAGCCCAAAACCUUUGCUGCUGCCAAAACCGUUGAGGAUGGAAAAGGCGUAACAGAAUUUUCCUCGUAUUCUUCAACUGAGCACAAAAGACACUCAGGAUUUUCAAAUGUGGAUUCAAACUCAACAUCAUUAAACAAGUGGGUAUCGCAUCGUAUAAAUAAAUACAAACAUGUGAAAUA
This is a messenger RNA of Xenopus laevis (African clawed frog), 1165 nucleotides long. It is a transcript of the gene mindy4.L, whose product is annotated as MINDY lysine 48 deubiquitinase 4 L homeolog. Gene Ontology annotation, biological process: protein K48-linked deubiquitination. Gene Ontology annotation, molecular function: cysteine-type deubiquitinase activity; K48-linked deubiquitinase activity. The record is from RefSeq and is marked predicted. NCBI's taxonomy places the organism in Eukaryota, Metazoa, Chordata, Amphibia, Anura, Pipidae.